GCUGCCAGGCGCGGCGCUGCCCGGCUCGGCACGGCACGGCACGGCCCCGCCGAGCCCCCCGCGCAGCACCACACCGCGGGCCCCGCCAUGGACGGGGGCGCCUUCGGAGCGGGGAAAGCCGGCGGCGCCUUCGAUCUGCAGGCCUUCCUCCGGCAGCCGCACACGCUGCUGCGGCUGCUCUCCUGGGUGUUUUCCAUCGUGGUGUUUGGCUCCAUUGUCAAUGAGGGGUAUGUGAACCGCCUGGACGAAUCAGAGGAGCACUGCAUUUUCAACCGCAACCGCAACGCCUGCAACUAUGGCAUUACCGUGGGUGUCCUCGCCUUCCUCAGCUGCCUUCUCUACCUGGCUCUGGAUGCCUACUUCCCACAGAUCAGCAGUGUCAAGGACCGCAAGAAGGCAGUGCUCUCAGACAUUGGCGUCUCAGCCUUUUGGGCAUUCCUCUGGUUUGUUGGCUUCUGCUUUCUGACUAACCAGUGGCAAGCUUCAAAAGAAGAAGACAACCCAAUGAAUGAGGGAGGAGACGCAGCCCGAGCAGCCAUCACAUUCUCAUUCUUCUCCAUCUUCACCUGGGGCUUCCUUGCCUUUCUGGCUGUCCGACGGCUCAGAGACAUUACUUUUCAGGAAGAAUACAACACACUAUUCCCCAACUCCCCGUCCUUGCUGCCUUAAUGUCCCUCAGUGACGAGGAGCCUGGGGACAAGGGCUGCAGACAGAGGAAGCUGUUGAGCACUUGGCUCCAUCUGUGUUCCUCCUUGGCCCCUUCUCUCCCUCAGCCUAACUAAUGCUGCGUAACACUCGUGCCUUUCUUUUGAUGACUGUUCAUGUCUCAGCCAGAAGAUGCCUUCUGCCCCCCAUUGCUGUGUCUUCUCUAUUCCUGCCAGCCCUCAUUCCCUCCAAGGGCAGCUCAUAGCCUGCCAGACCGCUCACCUCUGCAGAGGAUGCUCUGAGAAGACUGCUCGAGUCCAAGUGCCCACGUGCCCCUGCUAACAGCUCCGUCCCAUAUCCCUCCUCUUCUCCCUGCCAAGGGAUCGGUGCUUUCUGUGGGAUUGUCUCCCAAAUAGGCUUCACACUAACCCGUAACCAUGACUAACCUCCCUUUUGUUUAUUUCUCUCUCUCGGCACAUUCCCCUUUCUCUCUUUCCCGUCCCCCCUCUGCCUCCCAUCUCUCUCCAUCCUCCUGAAGGUGGGCCAGGCGUUCCUGGCGUAUCAGCGCUUCCGGCUGGGUGCCGACUCGGCCCUCUUCUCCCAGGACUACAUGGACCCCAGCCAGGACUCCGGCAUGCCUUACGCUCCCUACACGAAUGAGGAGGAUGCGACGGACGCGGUGGGGACGUACCAGCAGCCCCCUGCAGCAGAUGCUUUUGACACCGAGACACAGGGGUACCAAACGCAGAACUACUGAGCUGCCGAUGCCCUUUCCCCUUCCCCUUCCCCUUCUGCCCUCUUUCCCACUGCCGGCAGCAAGCCGAGGCACAAGCCAGACACGUGCGUAGUGGCACAGGAGGUGGCUCUCAGCUAUGCUCCAGCCUUCUGGGUCAUCUGUUUUUAUUUAUUGUUUUUAACAAAAAGAAAAAAACGCUCCCCAUUGCCUCUUUCCCCUCCUCCCCCCAGACCUACCCGGCACCAAAUUGUUCCAAAAUCUGGCACCAAGGGAGGUUCUCCCCUUCCCCCCUCUCUCUCUUCCUUGGAAGAGAGAAGGAAAGAGGGGCUACAGCAGAGGUGGAAGAGAAGAGGUGAGAAAGAGUGGGAUGUUCAUAGGCGAGGUGGUGCUGCUACCUGCUGCAGUGCUGCUCCAUGCUGCAGGAGCAUCUGAAUUGGCUCAGGGAGGGGAGGGUGGAAGGGGCAGGCUGAGCUGGCAUGCAGACGUGUGAGGGUGGAGGGAGGGAUGAGGAGAGAGGGUGCUCUUCACUGUGAGUCAGGGGAUGCUUUGUUUUGACAAGUUUUGAUGAGACAGAAUGGGAUAGGAAAGAGGAAUAUUUGCAGGUACAAUCAAAAUCCAGUGUUUUUCACAGGUUUUGCUGUAGAUGAAAGCAAGAGGGCUUUAGAGAGCAGAACAGGGAGGCAGCACCAUGAGGGCCACUCCUCCUCCAUGCAGAGGUGUUUUCACUGCUUGGGUACUGCCACAACCCCCUCCCUUCCUCUGGCCAAAUCGUGCACAUGGGAAUAGAGCAGGAACCCCAAAAAGAGAUGCAGCUGUUGUGUCCAGACAUCACAUUGGAGUGCAGUGAGUGGUGGAGAGUCCAAAGGUGGUCUUCACCUCCCACUCAGAUGGGAAGGUCAGAAAAGAUGGGAGAAUUCCCUCCAUUUCCACCCUCCAAUUGUUUGGGGCCACAGUGGGCUCUCUGAACACUAGUCCUGCUGUACUUACAGUUAUCUUAGUGCUCCUGCAGCAUCUGGCAUGUCUUUAAAGCCUCACCUAGGUGGCAGUAGUGAAUCUCAGAUAGAGCUCGUAUUGACGUUACUCCACACUUCUCACGAUUUUGCUUCAAGAAACUGCUCUGGAAGCACAGUAUUUAUUCCAGGAUAGAAUUAAUGUCAGUGCCUAGAAGUAAGGGAUUGAGCAGUAGCCAGCUGGACCGUUUCAGCACAGACAUCUUUCAGAGCACAAGCAGUGGGGUAUGUCUUGAGGAGCUCUGUCCCCUGGGCAGCCACGAUGGUCCAUGUGGCACUGGCCCAAGAAGCAGAGAUCAAGAACAGAUCCAGCAACCACCAGUACUUCCCCCAAGCAUUCAGCCUCUUCCCUGUAGCAUCUUUAGGAGCCAGGAGGACAGGAUGCAGGUCUGGCCAUGCAAACACCUCAUCUGGAGGACGCAGUCCUCUUUCAUCCAGGUCACCAGUCCUCCUCUUCCUAGCACUGCUCCUUUCCAGCUGCCCCACAUCAGUGGAGAAGGAGUAGACAACACAGAGUUGCGGGUUCCAAGGGGGAGGGAAGGAAAGCUCUCCAUUGCAUGCAGGCAGAGUUUCUGCCUGCUCCACACCUUUCUCUGUGGCUCUGAGCAAAAGCAAUACUGUACAUAGGAGGGAUAUUUUUCAGAGGGAAGCCCCUCAGGCUUUUUUUUCGACGGGAUCAGCCUAAUAUUUAGGCUUGGGAGGGGGUUACUUUAUUGAGAGAUUCAGUGUGGGGGAAGCUCCUUCCAAUCCACCUCUCCUACCAGGGGAGAGAAAGGAAAGAACGGUGAGGUGGAGGAGACAAACUAGUUGUACUUACCCAGAGUCAUCUGUGUCAUCCUUCAUGCUUUCAUUUUGGGUACCAAGAGGAGGAGGCUAUAAAUAACAAGCUCUCAGCAUGAGGAUUUGCUGGGCUGCUGGGAAUUGCCCAUCACCUGUCCCAUCUCAUUGAGGUGAGGGACCAGGCACAUGAGAAGUACAGGCCAUAAAUGUGUGUGGGGGGGUCUACCUGUGGUCUCUUUGAUGGUGUAGCACGGAACAGUUGUCAGUGCCCCUUCCCCCAGCGGAGCUACAUCAAUGGCUAAACAUCACGUGGGGGUGAUUCAUGACAAACCUUUUCUUUAUCCUUUUUGCUUGCUUCCCUCAUGUAACCAUCUGGUGGGCUUCAGUGGCUUUGAGGUGGGACAAGCCUCCUCCUCAGCCAACCCUUCAGUGGGAUGUGAGCCAGGUAGCUUAACCCUGGGCUAUUGCCCAUCUUUGUCUCUUUCUUCCUUGCUUUGUGUUAUGGCAAAGGCAUUGGUAUGGCAGGGGACACUGUAACAGUAGAUGCUUGGGCAACUUCUUGACUUUGCUCAUGGGAGAAGGUGUACUCUUCUUGGCUUGACUUCCUUUGAGCCUUUGCAAGAGAGGGUUGGUGGUGGCAAACCUGAGGGUGGUACUCAUCUGGUUAGCACACAGCCCUUGAAAAUGCAGUUUCAGUGGCAUAUGGCUGGCUCUGAGGAGAUGGAUCUAUCUAAAGGGUUGGUUAUCAUAUCUUGGGAGCUUCUGAUAAGGGGCUGCUGGUGAUCAUAUGAAGACCUGGGCACCUGGCUGGAACAUGUCCCUUUUAGAUCCUAAAUGAGUGUGAGAUCAGUCCCACUCUAGGGAUUAGGAGAUCAGAGGGAAGGCUGCAUAAGCAAAACGAUAAGGCGGCUUUCUUCCCUGCCGUGCCAUUUGUCCACAUUACAGAGGAUUACGCAUCCCCUGUUGGGAGCAAUGGCCCCUUGAUGUCUUAUCUUGCCAAGUCCCCAAGUAAGGUACUUUUAUAAUAGCAGGGACUGUGAAUGUCAAAGGGGUAAUGAAUCCUUGCCCCACCUCUACCUGUGGCUUCAGCAUCCUGACAUGCUCCCCAUCCCUGGCUCACCUACGUCCCCACCACCUUGUUCAUCACCUCAUUACACACCCAUUCCCUCUGCAUUAGUCCUGGCAGUCCCUUCAGGGUAGGAGGGCAGUGUGUCUCCACACAUUCAGGAGCGCUCAGGAGGACCCAGGAAGGCAGUGUAGUGGGACAGUCUCCAUUGGAGAAUUGGCUCUGAUCUCCAGAGCAGGUACAAGGCAGGGAACCCAGCGAGGCCACCUCAUGCAGCAAGUCCAAACCAUCCAUCCAGGCACCUCCCUGCUGCCCCUGUGGCAUCCAUCACACCAUCUGGGCUGCCCUGCCCCUUCCUCUGCCACAUUACUGCCUGUGUAUAGUAUAUAUUAUAUAUAUAUAUAUUUUAAAAGAUGUAUAAUAUAAAGCUAUACAUAUAUACGUAUAUACGAUGACUCAUGGAUGGCCUGCCGCAUACAGGAUCCCCUGAGUGGUCUUGUCUAAGCCUGAGUGUACCUUCACCCCUCCUCCCCUCGUCCCCAUCUGUCCUCAAAUCCAACUACAGCAAACCCCGCCACCUCGGCACGUGUUUACAAUAUCCUAUAUAUUUGUGGUUAACAAAGUGAAGGUGGUAACUACUGGUGUCUCAAUAAAGUUACAACAUUCAAAAUAAUGAAAUAA
Phasianus colchicus (ring-necked pheasant) is the source of this 4918-nucleotide messenger RNA. RefSeq names its product synaptogyrin 1 (gene SYNGR1). The record is from RefSeq and is a predicted model, not a curated record. NCBI's taxonomy places the organism in Eukaryota, Metazoa, Chordata, Aves, Galliformes, Phasianidae. Gene Ontology annotation, cellular component: synaptic vesicle membrane; neuromuscular junction.